GACGUUUCCAUGGAGUACCCGGAUGUCGCCGAUUCUGCGGCGCGGAAAUGCUCAGGAUUUGUGUUGUGUGAAAGGCGGCUGAUUUCGAAACAGGAUGGCGUCUAGGAGGGUAACGACAGUCCACAAACUGCAGAAACCCAUUCUCGCGGAAUCAAAUAAUUCAAAGGAUGGAAGUCAGAACAACAGUGGCAGCAUUGGUGAAGAAAAAAAGAAGAAAAAACCUGCCGGUAGGAUAGUUAAGUCGCGCUAUCAGCAACCAGUCGAAAAGAAGACACUCUUAAAGACGUCGGCCACCGAAUCGAGUGCAUCCGCGAAGCCCGCGUCUCCUAAACCCGACAGCGCGCGGAAACCGUCCGUCAGCACUCCCCCCAGACGCUCUCUCGCGUGUCAGUCACUUCUCAACCCUCUAGCCUCGAACUCCAGUAUUUUGGAGCCUUCGAUCCUGGGGGGAAAUGUCCUGCAGUCGACGGUGUUGGACGGCCACUGUGUCCGACCGGAGCUUGAUGUCUCGGUAAUAGGCAAAGAGAAGAGUCAGUCCCAGAACACGCCGGAAGCAGGAAACGAGAAGGAGAACUUCGAGAAUCAGACCUUCUUGUUGGCGUACCUCACAGCCAAGAUGGAGAGUAACACCCGCAAGCUGAGGACGGAGGCGGAGUGGAGCUUGCUGGCGGUGAUGGAGGAAGAGGAGAGGCUGAGGAAGAGCGUGCACGAAAAGAGGCGACAGCACCUCCUGCUGGAGAAACACAAGCAGCUCAGCGAGCUGCUGGACUUGCAGAGUGCCGCCCUGGUCCCUGUGUCUGCGGCCGCCAGGCAGUUCACCGAGGAGUACCAGACCUUCGCCACGGCGCUGGACGCCACCCGCCAUGAGCUGCCCGUCAAGAACUUCCACAUCCCAGGAGACCGGCGUGACUUCCUGGGGCGGGCGGAGGCGUGUCUGCAGGAGAGUGAGGCCCUGCUGCAGGGCUGGGGGCUCGGAGCUCAGCCAGAGAGCCAGCGGACCCUGGAGCUGCUGCAGGACGUGGGGAGAGACGCGCAGGAGCUGGGGGAGCAGCUGUCCCAGGACUUCUCGGCGGUGCUGGAGUGGGCGUCUCUGGUCAGCAGGCAGGCGGUGCAGAUACAGCAGUCCCUGGAGGAGGGCCGAAUGGGGACGUCCGUCACACAGACCCUGUACCUCCCCAAGCCUUGAUCCAGCCCCCCUGUACCUCCCCAAGCCUUGAUCCAGCCCCUGGUCCAGCCCCCCCUGUACCUCCCCAAGCCUUGAUCCAGCCCCCGAUCCAGCCCCCCCUGUACCUCCCCAAGCCUCGAUCCAGCCCCCGGUCCAGCCACCCCCUCUCCCACUCCACUAAACUGUACAUAUUUUGCUUAAUUUGCUGAACAUGACUAUAGCAAAUGGAUAGAAUUUCAUAAUAAAUGUAACUUAGGCAUAUGGUUGUCUGCUAUCAUUUUAAUCUGUACGUCUUUAGUCUGUUGUCUGUUAUUUUUUUAUCUGUACUUUCCUUUGUAAAUUAAAGGCUAAGUGUUGAUAAUACUUGAAAAUGUCAAA
This is a messenger RNA of Anguilla rostrata (American eel), 1543 nucleotides long. RefSeq names its product HAUS augmin like complex subunit 8 (gene haus8). Gene Ontology annotation, molecular function: microtubule binding. The record is from RefSeq and is a predicted model, not a curated record. Bases 95 to 1186 code for a protein of 363 amino acids. NCBI's taxonomy places the organism in Eukaryota, Metazoa, Chordata, Actinopteri, Anguilliformes, Anguillidae. The transcript has 10 exons. Gene Ontology annotation, biological process: spindle assembly; centrosome cycle. Gene Ontology annotation, cellular component: centrosome; nuclear microtubule; cytoplasm.